AUGUCCGCCCUCGACGCCCUCAAGCAGUACACCACCGUCGUCUCCGACUCGGGCGACUUUGAGUCGAUUGACGCCUACAAGCCCCAGGAUGCCACCACCAACCCCUCGCUCAUCCUGGCCGCCGUCAAGCAGGAGAAGUACGCUCGCCUGAUUGACGUCGCGAUCAAGUACGCCAAGGAGAAGGGCGGCGACAAGCAGGCUCAGCUGCAGAACGCCACCGACCGCCUGCUCGUCGAGUUUGGCAUCGAGAUUCUCAAGAUUAUCCCCGGCCGCGUUUCGACCGAGGUCGACGCCCGCCUGUCGUUUGACCGCGAGGCCACCGUGGCCAAGGCCAAGCACCUGAUUGCGCUGUACGAGGAGAACGGCGUCAAGCGCGAGCGCGUCCUGAUCAAGAUUGCCUCGACCUGGGAGGGCAUCCAGGCCGCCCGCGAGCUCGAGCGCGACCACAACAUCCACUGCAACCUGACGCUCCUCUUUGGCUUUGCCCAGGCCGUCGCGUGCGCCGAGGCCGGCGUCACGCUCAUCUCGCCCUUUGUCGGCCGCAUCCUCGACUACUACAAGAAGGCGAGCCCCGAGCAGGACUACAGCGGCGCCAACGACCCGGGCGUCAAGUCGGUCCAGAAGAUCUACAACUACUACAAGCAGCACGGCUACAAGACGAUUGUCAUGGGCGCGUCGUUCCGCUCGACGUCCGAGGUGCUCGAGCUGGCCGGAUGCGACUUCCUGACGAUUGCGCCCAAGCUGCUGGCCGAGCUCAAGGAGGCCAAGGGCCCCGUCGAGCGCAAGCUGUCGCCCGACAACGCCAAGGCGGCCGACGCCCAGGACAAGGUCAGCUACGUCGACAACCAGUCGGCGUUCCUGUUUGAGCUGGCCAAGGACCCCAUGGCCAACACCAAGCUGGCCGAGGGCAUCGCCGGCUUUGCCAAGGACGGCAACACGCUCGAGGAGCUCCUCUCGCAGAAGCUCUGA
This is a messenger RNA of Pseudozyma flocculosa PF-1, 969 nucleotides long. RefSeq lists its product as uncharacterized. The record is from RefSeq and is a predicted model, not a curated record. Gene Ontology annotation, molecular function: transaldolase activity. Lineage: Eukaryota; Fungi; Basidiomycota; Ustilaginomycetes; Ustilaginales; Ustilaginaceae. The coding region runs from base 1 to 969 and encodes 322 amino acids. Gene Ontology annotation, biological process: pentose-phosphate shunt; carbohydrate metabolic process; pentose-phosphate shunt, non-oxidative branch. The transcript has 2 exons. Gene Ontology annotation, cellular component: cytoplasm; intracellular anatomical structure.